GAAAGCGACUUCAAGUGAUUGUCUCAGAUCUACAGUAGGCUAUACAGUUUAUGAAGAAAAAGAAGAAGUGUGCAUGGUGGGAGUUGUGUGAAAAAGCGCAGCUGGGGUGUAAAGAUACACCGUGAAAGUUGAUUUUUUUUCAACACGACUUUCAUUUUCACGGAUGAAGUGGUGGUCAUGGGAUUGCAGACAUGACCUGAGAAAGAUUGUUGCGCGAGUAUCAGUUACCGGGUCCCAACCAAUCCCGGCGCGCUGUCAGAGCUCGAGAGGAGACGGCAGACCGGAGAGAAGCAGACGCAUGCAGAGGAGAGCAAACCCUCCAACCGAUUUAUCCAUCCGACCACCGUCUAUCCUACUUCACCCAGCACACUUGCUGCCCCCCACAUCUUCCCUUCCUCCCGACUGCAGCUGUUUGGGUUAACCGGGGAGGCGUGAGGCAGGAUGCGCCAUGGGACAGGCGUGCGGACACGCGCUCCUCUGCCGUAGCCAGCCGCCGUCCUCCGAGAUACGCGGUCAGCAAGUGUUUCUGCGUCCUGAAGAAAGUUCAGCUCCAGCCCUGACUACCAGACAGUCCACCGCGUUGUCCGAACAACUCCAGGAUGCCUUGCUGCAGCUGGCGGCGGUUGUCGAUGCGCGCUCGCUUCGAGUGGCCCUCCGAGACAGCAUACAGGAGUUGCUACCCAGCACGGAGUGUGUAUGUGUCUACAUGCCGGAGGGAUACUCGAGGCUGCUAUCUGACGACCCUCCACACGAACUGCCACAGGAGGGAAAGAUCAGAACUAUCGUGGACCAGCUGAAACGAUGUCAGUGUGCAGGCCUUCCUCCGUCCGAACUGCCAGAGAAAUACAGAAUCUGCCUCGCAGCACCGUUACCAGCGCACAGAAGAGCCAUUGUCAUUCCUCUCCUGAACCAGGAGCGGGACAAGGCCAUUACUGUCUUACUGGUGGGCUGUAAUCCAUUAACUGAUCAGGAUGAACUGCAUCUCAACAUGCUGGAGAAACACGCCUCAGUGGCGUGUGCGCGAGUCCAGACUGUUCAGACGUCCUACCAGAGGCCUCCCCUCAGCCCCUCUCCCUUACAGUCCCACAAUGCACUGCUGCACCUCAACGUCUCAGACCAAGACUACAGCGAACUGGACCGCAACAUUCUCCAACUCUGUGGUGAGCUCUUUGACCUUGAUGCAGCCUCCCUCCAGCUCAAAGUCAUCAAUUAUCUGCAGCAGCAGACUCAGUCACAGUGUUGUUGUUUGCUACUGGUGUCUGAGGACAACCACCAGCUUUUCUGCCAGGUGGUUGGAGACAAAGUCCUGGAGGAGGAGAUCAGCUUCCCGCUGAUGUUUGGACGCUUUGGUCAGGUUGUCGAGAAGAAGAAGUCCAUUACUCUUCAGGACAUCAGUGCCGAGGAGCGGAGGCAGCUGUCCAGCAUGUUGGGCUGUGAUAUCUCCUCCUUGCUUUGUGUGCCUGUGGUCAGCAGGGCAACCGGUCAGGUGGUGGCAUUAGCAUGCGCCUUCAACAAGCAGAAUGGGCGGAGACACACAGAGGCAGACGAGCAUGCGAUCCAGCACUGUUUCUGCUACACUUCAACGGUCCUCACUUCAACGUUGGCCUUCCAGAAAGAACAGAAACUCAAAGUGGAGUGCCAGGCGCUCUUACAAGUGGCCAAAAAUCUCUUCACACACUUGGAUGAUGUGUCAGUGCUGUUACAGGAAAUUAUAGUGGAGGCCAGGAACCUCAGUGAUGCCGAAAUCUGUUCUGUGUUCCUGCUGGACCGUGUCAGUCAUGAGUUGGUGGCUAAGGUGUUUGACGGAGGCGUGGUCAGUGAUGAGGAGAAUGAGUUUCGGAUUCCAGCAGAUCAGGGUAUUGCCGGUCAUGUGGCGACCACAGGUCAGAUCUUGAACAUUAAGGAUGCGUACUCCCAUCCUCUCUUCUACCGCGGUGUGGACGACAGCACUGGCUUCAAGACUCGCAACAUCCUCUGCUUCCCCAUCAAAGAUGAGAACAAUGAGGUGAUUGGAGUCGCUGAGUUGGUGAAUAAAAUGAACGGGCCGUGGUUCAACCGCUUCGAUGAGGACCUUGCCACGGCUUUCUCCAUCUACUGUGGUAUCAGCAUAGCUCAUUCUCUGCUCUACAAGAGAGUCCAUGAAGCUCAGUUCAGAUCCCACCUGGCCAACGAGAUGAUGAUGUACCAUAUGAAGGUCUCAGAGGAAGAGGUUACUAAACUGCUGGUGACGGGGGUUGAACCCGUGCUGGAGAUCCACCCGUGCUUUGCCGAGUUCACGUACACACCUCGCUCGCUACCUGAUGACACCACGCCAUUGGGCAUCCUCAGCAUGUUUGAAGACAUGGGUUUCAUCAACACAUACAAGAUUGACCUGAACACUCUGGCCAGGUUCUGUUUGAACGUGAAGAAAGGCUACAGGGACCCCCCCUACCACAACUGGAUGCACGCCUUCUCUGUCUCACACUUCUGCUACCUGCUCUACAAAAACCUAGGGCUAUCCAACUACCUCGAGGACAUAGAAAUUCUUGCUCUCUUUGUCUCCUGUAUGUGCCAUGACUUGGAUCACCGUGGCACCAACAAUUCUUUCCAAGUCGCCUCACAAUCGGUGCUGGCUGCUCUCUACAGCUCAGAGGGAUCUGUGAUGGAGAGACAUCACUUUGCCCAGGCCAUCGCCAUCCUGAACACUCACGGCUGCAACAUCUUUGAGAAGUUCAACAGGAAGGAUUAUACACGAAUGCUGGAUUUGAUCAGAGACAUCAUACUGGCUACAGACCUGGCUCACCACCUACGCAUUUUCAAGGACUUGCAGAAGAUGGCUGAUGAUGGAUACAACCCAAAAAACCACAACCACCGCUCCAUGCUGCUGUGCCUCUUGAUGACAUCGUGUGACCUGUCAGACCAAACUAAGGGCUGGAAAACCACUCGCAAGAUUGCUGAGCUGAUUUACAAAGAGUUCUUCUCUCAAGGAGAUCUGGAAAAAGCCAUGGGGAACAGACCCAGUGAGAUGAUGGACAGAGAGAAAGCAUACAUCCCCGAACUACAGAUAAGCUUCAUGGAACAUAUCGCCAUGCCCAUUUACAAGCUCCUCUCUGAACUGUUUCCUGAGGCCACUGAGCUGUACGAGAGAGUGGCGGCAAAUCGAGAACAGUGGACCAAAGUGUCCCACAAGUUCUCCAUCCGUGGGUUGCCUAGCAACAACAGCCUAGACUUCCUGGACCAGGAAUACGAGCUGCUGCAGUCCCAGGGCGCUUUCGGGAGCGACGACCACUGCCUCAACGGUUGCCUGGAAGAAGAAGGAGGGAGCGGUCAGUGACGACAGCGGGAUGCUUGAAGUUUUCUGUGGUCCAGUAAGAGGCCAAGGGAUACCUUUGUAGUGACCCAAGAGGGAGGGACCUCUCUGCUGUCCAUCACUUAGAUGUUUAUCCGGCCAUGCAGAAUGGACAGAACAAGUUUCAAACUAAUUAAAUCAGAUGGGUGAUUUGAAACGAGCAGGUCCGCCUGAGCCGGUUCAGUGAUUAGAUGCCACAUGUUGCUUGUGUCUCUGGUUCAGGAAAGCAGGAGUUGGUGACUUUUGUCUCUUUCAGAAGCUCUACUGGAAAAAUGAGUUUUUAAACACAGGUCACUAGUUCAUUCAUACAGCACUGGUCCUGAUUAAGAUUGUAAAAACACACACACACUGACAAACAUAUGUGCAUACUGUGUCGACACACAACAGACAAAAAACAGUUCUUACUGAAAAGACUGCUUCAACAUGUAUCAGUGAGAUAAAGUGCUAUACUUUCUGUAAACUGUUUCAUAAUGGCUUAUUUUGAUUUCAAUGGCUCAGCUUUUGUUCACACACAAGCAGCUGCCAUAGUCCCUCACCUGAUGCUUAUGAAUGCAUGCUGUAUGGACACCUCAUGUGUUAUUCCUUUAUCUUCGUCAGUGUUAAUUUCUCCAUGGCUAAGAAAUUAAUGCAGUCCAUUUUUUAUACCAUCACACAUGAUUUUUGUAUUCAGCUCUUCAAAAUAUACUUAAUUAAUUCAUCACCAUAUUGUACAACGGAGAUUUAGUUAAUUUACUCACACCACAUUAUAACCCUCAUGUGUCCUCAAUUUUGGGAAGAUUUAAGGGACAAAUUGACAAUCACUGAUCAAUGACAGAGUCACAGAUCCCUGGCCAUAACUUCAUAACAUAAAACUUUGAAACACACUCCCUGUGCAUUUAUCUGCAUGUCACUGCAUCGACGAUGCAUCUAAACCUCAAAUGAAGGUCGAAUAAUAACCUCAAACACAUUAUUUUUCUCUGUCAUCCUUCCUACUCUCUCACACCGAUCUCACUUCCUUUUACUUUUAGUUUACUGACUUCCUCAUGAACCACUUUAGAUAGAGAGCAACCGAAGCCCUUUAAAAGAUCCAUCUCAUCUGUUAGUGUAUAUGUGCCAGAGUAGAGCGUGUUAUAUGGAGUGUGUCAUUCAGUGUGUCAUGGAUCUGCCUUAUUGCGCAUCUUUGCUGCCUUUCUUAGAGCUUUUAAUAUAUGAAAAUUGAAAUAAAGAGUCUGUUUAAUAUG
This is a messenger RNA of Eleginops maclovinus (Patagonian blennie), 4548 nucleotides long. It is a transcript of the gene pde2a, whose product is annotated as cGMP-dependent 3',5'-cyclic phosphodiesterase. The transcript has 32 exons. The coding region runs from base 449 to 3313 and encodes 954 amino acids. Lineage: Eukaryota; Metazoa; Chordata; Actinopteri; Perciformes; Eleginopidae. Gene Ontology annotation, cellular component: mitochondrial inner membrane; nucleus; mitochondrial outer membrane. The record is from RefSeq and is a predicted model, not a curated record. Gene Ontology annotation, molecular function: 3',5'-cGMP-stimulated cyclic-nucleotide phosphodiesterase activity; protein homodimerization activity; 3',5'-cyclic-GMP phosphodiesterase activity. Gene Ontology annotation, biological process: regulation of mitochondrion organization; cGMP catabolic process; positive regulation of gene expression.